UGUCCUACUCUAUUAUGCAGGAAUGGUCCCAUAGGGUCAGCUGUCUGUGUGUUCACGUUUAAUACCCAAGAGGACAACAACAACAUAGCCACUGUGUACAACGGAGACUAUCUCAAACAUGUUUCUCAACAAUGGGUGACUGAAAGCAACUACCAGCCAUUCACCUGUGAGCCUGGGAGCCGAAGCUUAGAAGAUUCCCGUGAUAUUCAGCUGAUAAAAGAGACGGUCACUUCGUCUAACGGACCACGCCCACUCUUGGCCAGUGAGAAGUACCUGUUUGACAAGAUUGUGGUAUCACAAGUCACAGCUCUCGACAACAGGACUUAUGACAUCGUAUUUGUUGCUGCUCACUCAUCAGAUGAGCUAGUAGUCUUGAAGGCCUCUCUCUCACAAGGCCAAGAAUAUCAUGUGAUCCACACAGGAUAUCGUCAAACCCAGUUGCUUAUUACAGCUGUUCAGAGAGGACACUUGCACAUUUUAAAAUACCUUGCUAUUGAAUGCCAUUGGGAAUGUGUGGAUAAUUUUUAUAAAAAGAUAUCUCUUCUAACAUUUGCUAUUUCUUCUGGUCACUUAAAUGUUGUGCGUUUUCUGAUUUCAGAGACAUGUAACUUAUAUCAUCCUGAGGAUAAAAAGAUUCCUCCACUUCACCUUGCUUGUUCCAGUGGACACAAACACAUCGUUGAAUUUUUAAUAGAUGAACAUGGUGCAGAUCCUUCUCAGAUUGACCAAAAGGGAAGGUCACCACUUCAUUGUGCUAUUUAUUCUGGUCAAUGCGAAAUUGUCAAAUUUCUGGCAAUGAACAGUCACUAUGAUUUUAACAGCAAAGACCAAUCAGGCCGUACCCUAUUGCAUUACGCUCUCCUUGGUAACAAUAAAGAAAUUCCUGCUUUUCUCGUGAAAGAAAUGAAAUGUGGUCCAAAUAUUUUUGAUAACGAGGGAAUGACUCCAAUUUUUUAUGCAAUUUGUUCCUUUGUUCGUAUUACUCGCCUAGACAAGGACAAGACUGAAAGUUUGAACUAUUUCAUUAAAAACUUUGAAUGUGACCCAACAAUACCUUCGAAGGAUGGACAAACUGCUCUUCAUGUUGCAGCAUACGAGGGUGAUUGCGUUGCAGUGGAGUUCUUAAUGCCACUGUUUAAAGAUUUCAAUAAAAGUGUGUUCUCCAACCCUGGACGUACACCUUUUCACAAUGCUUGCUUCAAAAGUCAUUUAGGUGUGACAAAAUUUCUAUCACAAGAGAGUGAGAUAGAUAUUAGUUUGUUUGUUGAUAAGUAUCAGCGAUCUCCUCUACAUUAUGCUGCUAUGAAUGGUCAUUUACAAGUCAUAAAGUUUCUAUUUUUGUCCAAGUCACAUGACCCUCACUGCCAGGAUAUAAGAGGCUAUACACCAUAUCAUAUAGCAACAGAAAGAGGUCACCUACAAGCUGUGAAAUUGUUUUUCUCUGAAUUUAAAUUAGAUCCUAAUGUGCCUGAGACAGCUGGUUUGACAUCUCUCUUAUUAGCAUGCAAGCAUGGCUAUGAAGAAAUGGUGAAAUAUCUCGUUGGCCUUCCUACCUGUAAUAUGAUGUGUACCGAUAAAAAUGGUGGAACAUGUUUACAUCAAGCUGCAAUGAAUGGCCAAUAUAGGAUUGUGAUAAUUUUGUUGGACCAUUGUGAUAUAAUUAUAACUUAUCAAACAUUAGAUGGUUCAACUGCUUUGCAUAAUGCGGUUACUUCGAAUAGUAUAGAUACGGCCAAGUUGUUGGUUUCCACGUUUAAUUCGAAGCAAAUUGAUUUCAAUAUUUCUAACAAACAAGGACAUACACCUCUUGAUGUUGCUUGUAGAAGAGGCAGUUUGGAGAUGGCUGAAUUCUUACUGACUGAAUCUCUGGGUAGAAAGCAAUUUACAGAUUGGUUUGCAUUUACGACACUGCUAAGUGCUGUUGUGGGUAACAAGGUUGAUAUCAUGAACUCUCUACUCCUAAUGUAUCCAAAAGCAUUUUUAACCAAAGUAGACAGAAAACGCUGUGAUAGUGUACUUCAUGAAGCUGCUUUCCAAGGGCAUAUUGAUGCUACAAAACUUCUAAUUGAAAAAUUUAAAAUGGAUCCCAACACUCAGAAUAGUCUUGGUCUAACACCUUUACACACAGCCUGUCUUUGUGGCUAUAUGACCAUCGCUGAAUAUUUAAUUGGUUAUGAUAAUACGUGUUGUGAUAUUAAUGGUAAAUCUGCACUUCAUUAUGCUGCCUCUAUGGGCCAUCUUCAUAUUGUCAAACUUUUAGUCAAAAACAUGAAUUGGUUUUUAUUGGACGCUAAUGGUGCCACACCUUGUCAUUUAGCUGCAUUGAACGGUUUUACAUAUAUUGUGAACUAUUUUAUAGAGGAAGGUCAAGAUCCAUUCAUGAAAGAUAGUAAAGGGCAUGAUAUGUUUUGGUAUAUGAACGUAUCAAAGAUAGAAGGAACUGUUUGCACAAAAGAAUUGGCCCUGCAUCACGCUACAGAAAAUGAGUUGAUUGGUGCUGUCAAAUAUCUCAUUGAAGAAGAGUUGCAUCUAGCCUCGAGACCAGCCGUUCCUUAUCUGAAAGAACGCCUGGUCAAGUUCCAAUGUAGCACUCGUCCAGCUGAGUCAGCGUUUUAUAGCUACUAAUGAUAUUCAUGGGUAAUACACCUUGGGCGGACCUUGUGCGGGCAAUUACCGGUCCAUGAAAUUCCUGGACUGCUGGACAAGUGCUACAUUGGAACUUGACCAGGCGUUCUUUCAGAUAACGAACGGUUGGUCUCGAGGCUAAGUUGCAUCAGCCUAAUUGUCGAGAUUCACUGCAGAGAACCCCUCUUCACUAUGCUGCAAUGACUCCCAAUGGUCUUGCAUUGCCUCACUUAGUUGAUGCUGGCUCCGAUAUAUGCGCUGAAGAUGUAUUUCAAAACCUUCCUAUUCACUAUGCUAUUGCUCUUGGUCGCCACACCUCAGUAAAGUUUUUAAUCGAUAAAGGAAGUUCUUUUACAAAAAGGGGAGUUCUAGGCAUGACCCCACUCGAAAUAGCUACUAUGAUGAACAGUUCAAAGUCUAGGGAACGUUCAGAAAUUUAUCAGACACUAUUGGCUAGUUUAUUAAAACUCGAUAUCUAUAAUAAAAUUAAAUGAAUAAGUUAUGUGGAUAAUAUACACUUGUGCUUAGUGAUUGUGUACCUGUAAUAACUUUUGUUUAGUAGUGUUAUUAGGAUAGGAACUUUAGUUAAGUAUAGUGUUUAUUAGCUAUCUAGAAUUGGCCCUCUUUUCCACCCUCUUUUGUGUCUUAUGGUUACUAUUUUUUUAUAAAGAGGCCCUGCGCGUCUCUGUUCCUAUCCUGUGCUUUGUUGCGUGUUAGUAUAGAUUUUAUUUUUUCUACUAUAUAAAAGUGUGUCUCUCUGUGAUCUCUCAUUAUUCAAAACUCCGUCAAAGUUA
Molecule: messenger RNA, 3419 nt
Organism: Halichondria panicea
Lineage: Eukaryota; Metazoa; Porifera; Demospongiae; Suberitida; Halichondriidae
Product: alpha-latrotoxin-Lh1a-like
Exons: 3
Biological process (GO): protein localization to ciliary inversin compartment
Cellular component (GO): ciliary inversin compartment
Molecular function (GO): protein binding
Source: RefSeq, a predicted model, not a curated record